AUGUUUGAAGAUUCGUCGGGACGUGGAUUUUGCGCAAAGAAAUACAUCAUUUCCGCAUAUAAAAAGAUAAUACAUGGAGGAAUUAUAUUUCCAAGACUGUUUCAAGAAAACGGUAUGUCAGAGUUUGGAGGUAUACCCCUUGGCGAGUUAACUCAUAAUUUUGUGACAUCAGCAUCAAGUGCUGCCAGCAACUUGAGAACGGUUUUUGAUGACUUACGUGCCAGAAUGGGUGAUACGUUGAGUAAACGUAUAAAUAUGAAUAAUAUUCCUGAAGAUUCUAUAUUAUAUCGUAUCAUGCAUACAUUGCCGAACAUUGCGCGUCCAGCACCGAUUGGUCCUAGCCGUAUAAUAUCGCCACGUCCUAUAGGCAAUAAUGGCAUUGAUGAUUAUAAAGGCAUUGGUGUUGCUUCCGCUGGAGCUGCAAGUUCUGCUGCAUCUAGAAAAUUAGCAAAAUACUCGUCUAUGUAUUAA
This is a messenger RNA of Atta colombica, 471 nucleotides long. RefSeq lists its product as uncharacterized. Lineage: Eukaryota; Metazoa; Arthropoda; Insecta; Hymenoptera; Formicidae. The record is from RefSeq and is a predicted model, not a curated record. The transcript is spliced from 2 exons. The coding region runs from base 1 to 471 and encodes 156 amino acids.